AAGAAGAUUUCAGUUCCCAGGAAGCAUGGCGCGGGCUGUGUGUUGGUUGGAUUACCUGAGCUGCGGGAUCAGGAGGUAAUAAGAGCGGUGUCGUUGCGGGGCUCUAGCCGAAAAACAGAGUGACGGUUGGGAAUAAACGCGGCGGUUUGGUCGAGAAUUGGACAAUGGACGACAGCCUGGCUCGGAGGGAGGCAGCCCGUCCGAGGAGGAGGAUGUCUGCUGCUGCCGCGGAGUUUGGAGCUAACGUUAGCCUGCAAGAUGGCGAGGUGGUCGAUGGACACCCAGCCAGAGAAACUCAACAAGGUCCGGGAAGACGAAGUGCUCCUGGUGGGAGGAUGAACUCGGUACCGCAAGGUGUCUAUCAGAGAUAUAUGCCGAUGGAGCCUCUGAAGUUCCCUAUACCGAGGAAAAACAAGGAAAAGAAAGGUCUACUCCAGUAUGUCUCCACUGAGUCCAGAGAGUAUGAAGACAUGAUGACCAUCCUGACCUCCACCUACAUAGAAACCGGCUCUGCUAGCUGCUUCACCUACUGCAAACCUCGGCUUGUCCACAGUGAGCUGCUAGAGAAAGAGUUUGUGGAUAAGAGGAGGGAGAUGAAGGCAGACGGGAGGACAGACAAGGAGCUGGAGGAGAGCUACUGUUUCCUGUUGGCUGAUAGUGAGAAGGUGCUCUGUCUCUGUGAGAAGGGGCUGACUGUGGGUCAGAGCUGGCUCACAGUGCUGGGACACCCCAAUAAAGGAGUAUAUCUGUCCAGGUACUCAGACUUGCUCCAAAUUAACCCCAUAACCCCUGGAGCCACGGGGGAGAUCCUCAUCUUCAAAGUGAUGAAGGGAAAAGUGAAGAGCAUCUAUGAAAACAUGAAGAACCUUCUAGAUCCAACCCCUCGCUUUGACAGCCACAUCUCUAAGAACGCCAGCAAAGUCACUUCGCUCACCUCCUACCGUGCCUUCGAACUCACACAGCAAUACUUCUACGAGUAUUCAUUUGAUGAGCUGCGGGAGCGGCCUCGCCAGGUUUGUCCGUAUGCCGUCGUGUCCUUCCAGUUUAAAGGGAAAGACUCUUCACUUCCCAGCAAACCUCUGGCUCCCAUCAGGUCAAACAAUCAGUCAGCAGAGGGGAGUAAAGAGCGUCCUCAGUUCACAGUGUGGACUGGAGAUUUGGUGAAAGGUGACCAGGUUCUCUUCCAGAUCUGCCUUCGCUCCUUCUCGCCUCCCUUCCUGCCACACAGACUACCAGAGAAGUUGGAAAUUGGUUGGUUGAUGAGGCUUGAACAGGUGACCACGCUUCUUCCCUCUGACCUGUUGUCCUACAACCUGUACAACAACAACCAAGAAGUUGUAAAGAACGGCCAUUGCUGCAGUCUUCUGGAGGUAACUGACAGAAGUCGGUCUACGACCAAUGUGACAAGACUGCUGCACGAACUGGAGAUAAAGAGAGUGGUUUUGGUGACUCCACUUACAGAUAGAGGCUUUCUCUUCCUGCUAUCCAGUGUUCAGAUGGCCACACCCACUGAGAGAGGAGAGAACUGGAAGAGGUGUCUUCAGGCCUUGUUUGUCUUCCCGGAGUCCAGAGAUGUGGCCAUGCCCUCAUUAAGGUGUGCCUCCUCUUCCCAUGAUGCCUCACAGUCGUUGAUGUCUGAUGUCAUGGUGAUGCCACGUCUAAACCAGUUUAUUCCAGCGUUGCACCAUGCCCUGGUCAAGGCCCGAGCCAACCCCCCCCCUGAGCUGUCUGCUGGUGUGGAACGCCAGGCACGGGAAUACCUCAUCGGCCAGAAUGAAGGAAAGGUUCGACAGUACCCGAUGGGAGAAUACGAAUCCAAAUUGGAUGAGCCAGGAAAGCAGUUUCCUGCUCCAAAACACCACCGGGUGAACAUGGAUGGCUAUCUGCGGUCCUACCUGUACAGCCCUGCCCUCUACCUGUUGUCAGUGGCCCGGGCCACGCAGAUGGUAGAGGCACACUGUGGCCCUGAGGAGCCACAAGAAGUUAGGCUCAGGAAGAGAUGUGGAGGCCAGAGGGAUGUGACAGGGAAGGAGGCGACCAGCAACACUAAUGAUGGGCCGACCAACACUCAGAAGAUGCAGCAGCUCAUAGACCUGGUUUUGACAUGUAAGAGGAAUGCAGAGAAUGAGGUGAAGAGGGAGGGAGGAGGAGGAGGGGUGAAGGCACCAGGGAGGAAGAGGAGACUAGAACAGGAGAUGGCAGAGAGGACACUUAAAUUCCUGAAGGCAUCACAGGAACCCGGAACACACAGCAAGAUUCCAGUUGAGGGUAACCAAGUCCCUACCUCUCCUGGCUCUCUUGCAUCUGUGAUUGGCUCAGUGGGUUUGAAGGAUGUUGAUCUGAGGGAAGAUGGAUCUGAGCUAGCUGCCAAACUUCUCAACCUGCUCACAGGCCUCAACCAGGCUGCCAGGGGGACGGCCAUUCAGAGCCCUUGUGAAGGGCAAGAGGAGGCAGAGAAGGAAUCCUGUCCAUUUGAUAGGUUGGCCACCAAGCUGGGUCUGCCCACCAACUGUGACAUUGACCUGAGGAAGCAGGAAGAGCUGGAGGAGCAGACAGCGGGCAGCGUCAGUAGUUUGGAGGGAUUCAGUCCAAGCUCCCACAGCGGGGAGUUGAAUCACCAGGGAGCAGCGGGUAGAGGAGGAGGGUUGGAGAGGAGAGAAGGAGGAUUUGAAGAGGAGGACGACGAGUGGGAAAUCCCUUGGGUCCUCAUUCCCAUUACAGGUCUGUGUUCAGAGAGGUACACUCAGAGAGACAGAAACAUCCCUCAGGACCCUCGUUUCCAGCACUGCACCACUGCAACAAGCGUCACCACAACAACCAAACCUCGCAGGAAGAGCCCCACCCCAUCUCCGGAGCAUAGCCUUCCUCCCUCCCCCUUCCAGUGCCCAUCCCCUGAGCCCAGUCCUCCUCCCUCACCCUCACAAUGCCCAUCACCUGACCCUAGCCUUCCCCCUUCACCCUCCCAAUGCCUGUCUCCAGAGCCCAGUCCUCCACCUUCCGCGUCUCAAUGCCCGUCCCCUGAGCCCAGCCCUCCCCCCUCUCCCUCCCAGUGCCCAUCUCCACAGCCCAGCCCUCCCCCAUCUCCCUCCCAGUGCCCAUCUCCACAGCCCAGCCCUCCCCCAUCUCCCUCCCUCUGCCCCUCUCCUCAGCUCACCCACACCCCCUCUCUCUCCCAGUGCCAGUCCCUAGAGCCUAAUGGGCUCAGCCCGUAUAAUAAGGACUACAGUAGUGCUAAUGAGGAGCAGUUAGCCCCCACAGCCUCCAUGGAGUUUGCAGGAGUGUCCAAGGACAGAGAAGAGAAACCUCAGGGAAAAGAAAAAAAGAAUGAAGAGCCAUCCAUUUCUGCAUCCAUCCAGCCAUCUAUUCCUCCAGCUCCAGAGAGUAGGACAAACCUCUCACUACCACCCGGUGAGCGAGAGAAGGAACAUGCACAGGGGAAGAUGGCGGAGGUAAAGGCAGAACCUGUAGAGGAGGAAAAGGAAACACAGCCAGUUGAGAGAGUGCAAAAACGAGAUGAAGAAGAGGCCAACGAGGGUCAGCAAGCAAAGGAGGAGUUGGUAGAAAUGAUACAUGGGGUAGCUAGUGAGCAACAAGAAGAAGUGAAGGAACAUGUAGGUGGCUUUUUGUUUUCUCCGUCCAUCUCCUCACCUCCUUCUCGUCCGCUCAGAGAUAUUGAUGGCAUUGUGGACAAACAUCUGGGUGACUUUUCCUCUGAGAUACAGCUUCUCCUGCAGGAGGAGAGCGUCCAUUACAGCUUCCCACAGUCCCCACACUCCACUUCAAACACAGAAACCACAGCACUUGAACACACACUCCCACACACUCCCAUAUCUCAGUUUUCACAGUAUGUGUCUUUCUAUAACCCCUGCCCCCCUGUCCAGGACUACGUUAGCUCACUAAAGGACAGCAUUAACAGCAUGCUAACAGAGUUUGAUGACAGGUGGCCAAGCCACAAGCCUGUCACCAGCCGGACUAAUGCUGAUGCUGCGUUGGCUAACAGAGUUAGUGAUUUUGUGUCUAGCAUCCGAGCAGCUAAUGCUAAAACAGGCAGAGAUGAUGAUGGUUUCUGUGGUGAACUGACAGCUGCUGACAGCUUUUCAGUCAGUCAAACUCCUGCCCUCUCCAGAGGAGGCGAAGUGUGGCAGCCACAUAUAAUCACCAAACAGUUUCCUGAUGCUGCAAACAACAGGAAUCCCCCAAUUUCUAAUGUCACUUUAUCAGUUACUACCUCUGCAUCUGUUUCUGUCUACAAGCCUACCAAUGCUGCCGUCCUCCAUCCUUCUAACAAUUCCCCACACUCCCACUGGAAACCACCAGUCGCUCAUAACAACAGACAAACACAAGAUGACAGCACUUCCAGUACUGUACACUGUACCACUGGUGUUGAAGGUGGGGGAGGUCUUGCAGAUACAAACUAUGAGGUGACUUUGUCCGGGUUCAGCGGUGUCCCUAAGCCCUUGACAGAACCAUCACAUCCCUCUGAGCCGGUAUCCAGUCUGGCCACUACAUCUGUCCUCAGGCCCAACAUAGGUCAGGCUCCCCCGGCCACAGCCCUGAGCUCCCUGAUCAGCCAGCUGCAGCCAGAGGUGUUCAGCAGUCUGGUGGAGAUCAUCAAAGAUGUCAAGAGAAACUCUCUGCAGUUCUACCUCCACAGCACCGAGCCAGAGGACCAGGUCUAUGAAGACGUCAAGGAACACCUGUUGAAGCAGGGUAACAUGGAGCAGAGUCCCAUGGCCUUUCUGGACCAAGAAAGCUCUGACAGCAAACUGCUGGUCAUCAUUAAGAACAAAGACAUUGCGGCACAUGUACACAAGAUCCCAGGUCUGGUGUCUCUGAAGCGACACCCCUCAGUGGUGUUUGUGGGAAUCGAUACACUGGACGACAUCAGGAACAACAGCUACAAUGAGCUUUUUGUUUCUGGAGGCUGCAUCGUUUCCGAUGAGUCAGUCCUCAAUCCAGACUUCAUUACUCAUGACCGACUGGCUGCACUGCUGAUGUUCCUGGAACAGCACAGUUCUCCAGACAGUGUCUGGAGGUGGAAGAUUCACUGCAAAACUCACAAGAAAUUAAAAGAACAGUCCAGGUUCAGGAGAGAGGCUGCCAAUCUCCUGGACGUACUGUCAGCCUAUCAGAAGAGGCAGAUCGUUGAGUUCCUCCCGUAUCAUCACUGCGACAUGAUGAACCAUCACUCACCUAACCUGGACUGUCUGAUGGAGCUUCAGGCCCGAUACACACAAUACCGACACACGGUCUUUCUGACUGAUCAACAUUUUGAGAAGUUCUCUGCAUACUCCAGUGGUGGCAUCAUUGUGGCCAGUAUUGAAGGAAUUUUACAUGACUUCCCCAGACUGGUCGGUUACCAUGACAUCAAGGAUAAACAGCCAAUCAUAAGUGAUAUGCUGUCUCCCAAAGGUCUCGGCAGGCAGCUGAGUCAUAGUGACUCUUUGUCGGGCUCUGAACGUUCUCCCUCUAUCUUCCCAGAACACAUCCAUCCCCUCUCCUCCCUCGACCAGCCCCAACAUCUCCUCCAGCAGUCCAGCCCCAGCCUCCACCCUCUCUCCCAUCUCUCUGACCAGCUUGUCCCAGACACCUCCUGUAAGGAAGGUGUGCUGCACCAUUCAGGCACAGACUUUGAGGUUCUUCGACUGGCCAUCUCCCAGUUACGGGCUGAGCGCAAGGCACAGCUGCAUGAACUGCAACAGCAGCAGGCAAAGUUGUGCAGCAACCCCCCCAAAAGCUUCCUUUCCAAUACCAGUUGUACAGAUAGCCAUUCCACCUCCCCUCUUUUAGGUCAAAGACGUCCAUCUGAGUCGGUCCAGUUUACUCCUGGCAGUAAAGCAGUGGCAGCCACUUUGGAGUUAAUUCACUCAGCACUACAGCCGGAACUGGGGGAGGAGGAGAUGAGGGCGGAUGGGGCAGAGACUCCUACAGAGGGAUGGAGGAGUGGAGGAAGUCGAGGAGGAGCAGAGCGUGUGGAUCAGAGAGAUGGUACUCCAAUAAGAGUGGAAAACUGGAGUCCCAGUAAUAGUGACAAGUCGACCACUUCAUCCAAUCAAAACACAGCUGCAGUGACAGGACCAAGUAACCAGAUAGACUCAACCAAAGAUGGGAGAGGGAAAGCCAAUCAACAAGGAGAACCUGCAUUUUCAAAAGGAGCUAUACGCAGUGCUGCCUCGUCCAGUACCACAGUUUGUCCUGUAGAGGGCGACAGCUCAAGAGACACACAGUCGGGUCAAGAGCUGCCAAAAAGAGGAGAGGGAGCACCACCUCGCAACAGCACUGUGGGAACUGCCAGCGGUACCAAGGUGACAGGAAGUCUCACCAUGGUAACAAACCAGGAAGAUAACCCAAAUCCCGCUCUGUCCCAUCUACAACAGAUCCAACAGACCCAACAACAUCUUCAGCAACUGAACAACCAGCAGCAGCAACUUAAUGAGCAACAGCAGCUCUUGCAGAAUCUGUCACACCUACAACAACCACCUCUCAGCCAGCAGCAGCGUGGUGAUGGCCUCCUGCACCCCCUCCACCUGCCUCGACUCCCCAGCCAGUCUUUUUCUGGCAGCCCCUUGCUUGGGCCCCUGACUAACCUGGGAGGUGGCCUCCUGGGGGCCACGCCUGUCUGGCCAGGGGCAUUGGGCCCUGCAGGUGCUGCUCUGGUCUGGGGCUUCCAACAGACCGGUAGGAACUUCAGUGGUCAUAGACUGAUGGGGGGAUUUCACAACCCUGUAGGUCAGGGCGGCAACAGGUACAGAGGGAGGCCAAGAGGAGGAGGCUUUAACGGGAUGUAGAGAGCCAACUACAGCAGUUAACCCAGGUAAUAAGUACCCCCGCUAACCUCCACAGAGGGGGAAGAAAUCCAUAACUACCACCCUGUUACCAGAAUUUCAGUCAAGUCGAAUGAAGAGGUUGAAACACGUACAUUCCAUAUGUCUAACCCACAGUCGUACAUACCAGGGGCUCAAACUCAUCUAUUUUUGGCAUUAAUUCUUUUUUAUCUGAUAUUAACAGUAGAGCUACAGUCAGAUCAUGCCUGCAGACACGGCAUGCAAAAAAGGUCCUAGGUCAGAAUCAAACCAGCGACGCUGCUUUUAUGGUUCGUUCCAACAGACUUUGGCCUAGAUGUCAGAGAUGUUAAGGAAUAGUGUUAAUUCUAAAACAGAUUUGGCUACGUUGAUUGCAUUUGAAUUAUUAUUUCUUUCUAAAUUGACUGUCCUAAUUUGUAUUUACUUUAACACGAGACCUUUCUUAGUCCUAAUAAAUUGUUUUUAGUUGCUCUGCACCCACCUGACAUCACCUUUUUAAGUUAGAAGAUUAUCUACCAUCUGGUGAAUUUGUAUUUUCAAUAUUUUAUAUCCUCUGAGUGACUGAAAUGUCCAGGUGGUCCAGGAGAUGGCGAUCCUGGACUGUGAUAUGUUGCAUGACAGUCUUGGAUCAGGGCUUGGUGAUGUUCCUGGCCACAUGUUCUUCAUCAGACAACCAGACACCAAAACGCUGUGUCACUCUGUAAUGAAACUCUGUAGAUGAAACCCUUGUAGUAACCCUUGUGUAGUGUGUAGUGUGUGGAUUAAAAUAAGUGGAUGUACCUGCGCUACACAGCAGAAAACAGCUGCUGUAGAGUUUGGCUAAAAUAAAAACCUGCAGCCUGCUGAGUUUCUGAUUGGAAACCUAUGUUUUACUACCUACUGAACCACUACCUUCUGACCUGUAGUACUUAAGAAUUCAGAAAAACUCUGAAGGAAAAGGCCAUAUUUCCCCUUUGGAUAAUAAGAGAUUAAAAAAUAACAACUAAGGGAAAUGCCAAGUUUUCUGGGUUGAUCCCAUUUUCCAAGCCUUCUUGAAUGCACCACCACCUUUACUGUUUUGUCAGUUUUUUUCCACAGACUGGAAAAUAAAAAAGUUGUGUUUUUCACGCACAGGGGGAACUCUAAAGGUUUCUUGAGGAACCCUAAUAGUUAUUCCAGCAACCCGACAAAUUACAUUUCUUAAAAGAAGGCUAUGAGGAUGUUUUCCACGAUGAGAAGACACAAGCUAUUUAUUUGUUCUCUUUGCGACAUGGGAGACACUGAGUUGCACCACGGUUCUUAAAGUGGAAAGUGAGACUAUGGAAGAACUUGGCGAAAAAACUGUAAAGGACUAAGAUGGACAGAAUGCCUUACACGUCUUCCAGUGGACACUCUUUAUGUCUUGUAAAAAAACAACAAAAAAACAGUUUUUUGUACUGAAUGUUUGAUUUGUUACCCUGGGAGUUAUUUGUGUUUACUUGUUGUAUGUACAGUAGGAAGUGACUCUGUAACAGACCGGUUUUAACUUAAGUGAUUUUUUUAUGUUUUUUUUUUUACAUCAGAGGUUUUUUGUAUUAAAACUUGCCUGCGUAAACCAGCCA
Micropterus salmoides (largemouth bass) is the source of this 8383-nucleotide messenger RNA. It is a transcript of the gene tasora, whose product is annotated as transcription activation suppressor a. The transcript is spliced from 28 exons. Gene Ontology annotation, molecular function: chromatin binding. Gene Ontology annotation, cellular component: heterochromatin; nucleoplasm. The coding region runs from base 165 to 6788 and encodes 2207 amino acids. Lineage: Eukaryota; Metazoa; Chordata; Actinopteri; Centrarchiformes; Centrarchidae. The record is from RefSeq and is a predicted model, not a curated record. Gene Ontology annotation, biological process: protein localization to heterochromatin; negative regulation of gene expression, epigenetic.